AUGCGUCUGCGACUUACUAUUAUCCGCCAUGGUCUUCCCGCGACGAGGAUUCUCUGGACUGUCGCUUCCUCGGCCGCUACCACUACUACGACUGCUCGUGGCGUCCCUGCGUCGGCUGUAGCUUCGACUCGUGUGCCGAAUGUCGCAUAUGGAGAUGAAGGAUGCACUAUUGCGCAGUUGUUGGAGGAUGUGAACGAGGUUGUCCCGCUCGAAACAGCUAUCAGUGGUGGUGCCAGUACGCUGGGGGAGAGUGAUGAACUUGGCGGUCAGUGGGGCUUGGAGGAUUAUGUUGUGGAAGUUGAUGGGUUUGAAUGUCUGCAUUUUAUGCAUGUGGAUGGUCUGUUGAGGGAUGGGGAUGAGGUUGUGAUUCGCUCAUUAGGUCUGGGGGAUCUUCGCGCGAGACGGCUUUCAGGUCGUCUUCAGGUUUCGACGGAUGGUAGACGGUUGAUUGAUGGUGUCCCGUUUGGUAGACAUUUCUUGCAGAGGUCCUAUUCGUCUAGGCCUCCCAUCAGGAUUCCACCGCGGAAACGGAGAAAGACGAUGGUUUCUUCGGGUUGGACUGGUAAUCUCCAGAACGAAGAGGCUGGCAGUGACAUCUUCCAGAGAACCGCUUCUGCGCCGUAUGAUAAGCAGGUGGCGUUAUAUGAUGAGGAGGCUUCAGUAUUACCUUCUGAACAAGGAACAGUCAUUAGACACCCUCUAAAUCUCUUUGAGGAUGCGGGCGAUUCCGAGAGCGACAUGGAUUACUCGGAAGGCGCGGCGGAGGACUUGGCUGAAGAACUGGAACAGUUGAGGGACGAAGCAGAAGAUGCCGUCUCCACUGGAAAUAUUACGACGCAUGAAUCAGGUCGUAAGUCGCGAAUUGCACAUCGUGAUCCGCUGCCAACUAGCAGCCCAGCACGUCCGUCACUUGUCUCUACACCUCGUACAGCCAUCGGUAGAGGCACCGAAAUAGAAGCAACGCCAAAGUCGUCUAAGAGUGUUCGAUUCGAGGCUGACAAACAUAUUCCCUCAAGUCAAGUGUCAGAGCAUGAGGAUGCGCUUGAUUCAGAUGAACAGUCAACGUCUGACUCUGAGUCCGCAGUUUCAAGUAGCGACGAUGACAGCAGUGAAACUUCGAGCGACGAAGACCUCGUAAGUCAUGAGUCUGAGUCUAAAUUUGAACUUGAGUCAGUGUCAGAUGGUGAGACCAGCGACGACGACUCUUCGACGUCCGAGGAAGAAGAAUCCGAGUCCGAGCCUGAAGUUCGAAAAAUCAAAAAACCCAUCGACGUAUUCACGCCUCCAGGCCAGGGAUCCUCAAAGACCCGAAAUAGCAAUCGCCGAAAGAAGCUCCGACUUCGACUUCAGAAGCUAAAAAGCCUAGGCGAACUUCCACCAGAAGCCGACUUUGAUGAUUUGAGAACGUGGGAGGCGAAGCAUGGCAAACGACCACUUACAGAAGUAAAAGAUCUUGAAGAUUUGCGCGAGUCCAGAGUCAAGGAGCAGACGGAAAUUGAAGCCAAGAGACAGCUAUUACUUCGAGUUAUCGCAUCUGGUGGUAUUGAUGUCGACGGUUGUUCUGAGAAGGAGAACAUUCCACCUCGAUACACAAAUGGGAAACAGACUGAAAACGAAGUCUUGAAGAGUGUGGGGGAUGUCGAGACAGCCCCGACAUUUUCCAAAGUUUCGACAGAGGAAUCGGCAGUUGAAACAAAGGCAGCCGAUGCAGAUGAAACUGCAAGUCCCAGUGGGAUCAAAAGACGAAAACUCGAUGUUUCAAGCACGAAACGCCUGCUGUUUGGUUCAUUGGGUGUCCGGACGCCUAAAUCUAAGAAGGAUGAAGAGGCUCUUCGUAUUAAGCUAGAAGGCUCUCGAAACAAGUAUCUGACGAAAGCUGCAGAAACUACUGCUGCUGACACUACUGAGACUGCGGUCGAGGAUGAAAUUGAGGAUGAGAACUGGGAAAAGAAGAUCAUCCUGAGUGCGACAGAAUGUAUCUUUAAUGACAUCAAACUUGCAACCCCUCCAUUUCCUUUCUACCAACGGUGGGAUCCUGAUGCGAGCUAUGAGAUUCGUCAGCGGAGAAAAAACAAUAAAAGAAACAAGAAGCGAAAGCAACGUGACUGGCAGGAUGAGGCCGAGACAGGCUGGUACGAUGGUGUCACGGAGGAUGCUGAUGAGGGCGGUAUCACGUUGAACUACGAAGAUGCACCUUCAGCCGCACAGAAUGAAAUGCAGGAAAGCACCGUUAAUGCAGACGAAGCAGAAGAUUUACCUACAAUUUCCGGCGAUCCUGAGUCGCUGCCUUCUUUAACUGAGGACGAAGCAACGACCGGUGCCAUCAUAGCUUUCAAGCAACUGGAUAUGUCCAAGGCUACCAAUUGGCAGCCACAGGUGUCCGAAUAUAGAGUCGCCAAAGUGAUCGAAGUUCUUGACAACGGCAGUUUAAACGUUACCCUCGCGAAACGUGAUCGAGAAACCCAGCAGGCGGUAGCGGUAGAUGAGAACGGCGUUCGCACGUAUUCCGGAUUCGAGAUGCCCGAACACGAAGACGAAGGAGUCGAGGAUGACAACGGCUUUCGCAAUCUGUCAUUCCAAGACUUGCUGGAGCCGAAAUUGCUGCGAUCAACGAGUCCUCAGGAGAAGCAGGGAGAGCUGGUAAAUGGCAAUCAUGAUGAAUCGAGCCUUAGAGAUAACAACCUCCCUCCUUCUCUUCCUCUUCCUGUUUCUGCUAGAGGCAAUGAUGCAGAAGAGUCCGUAGAAGCCGAUGCCGAUUCAUUACCCGUAGCAGCAGCAGCAACAGCGACAGUUUCUUCAGAAACACGACUCGAUAUCUCCCACAUGAUUCGUGCACCUAGACGCGAUUCAGAGAACGCGGGAAGCCAGGAUUUGGGUUCAUCCUCAAAUUCGUCGUCGUCAGAAGACGAGUACGAGUUCUCGUCAAGUCCUCCUGAACCAGGUGUUGAAAUGCAGCAUGGCUCUGCUCACAAUGACACGGCUAAGGAGAGAGACGCAAUGAACUUAGACGAGAGAAACGGCAGCAUGGAAGACUCUGGGUCCCAAUUGAACAUUGAUGAUGGCGGUGAUAUUGACAUGGGUGGCGGCGAUGACCUUCAUGAUAACGCUAGUACUCAUGACGAUGGCGACAGCGACGGCGACAGCUCGGAUGACGGCAUCUCCCUACCUUGGAAAAACGGAGAGUUAUCGAUGAGCACUGAUGAAAGUGGUCUCAUUGAGACUGGCUCCGUAGAAGGACAUGCGGCUUCUUCGCAUAACGGAAACUCGACUGCGGCAGUGGAUGGUGCUCUUGAGAACACCACGCCAGUCCCUCGAGAGUCGACUAAGAAUGAAGCAGGCCCGGCUCAAGACGUCGAAUCACAAAAGGAGGAGGGAAAAGGGAAAGGGAAAGGGAAAGAAAAAGAACAAGCAGAGGACACAUCCUUGAGCACCACACUUCGCGAUGGCGAGUCUCACCUUCAAGACUCUUUCAUCACCGCUUCAGCUGAGAAUGAGACUCAGAGUGUUUUAUCUGAUUAUUCAGAUGCAAUCUCUACCGUUCCCAAUCCAUUCUACGAGCGGGAUAGAAUCGCGAUGCAAGCGGAAGAGCGAAACGCGGAUGAAAGACCUAGAGACAUCAAUCAAGGGGAUGGUCCUUCAUCACUCCCUAUGCACAACUCAGCAAGGAACAAGCCCGCUGAAUCCGUGUCACGGCACACACAAUCAAUAGAAAACGGCCAAAUUGACGACUUCAACCCCGGCUGGCUUGAUCAGGGAGACGACCAUAACGUCAACGAUAACGCCAACGAUUCUUCCGAUCCCGAAUUCCCGAGUAUCGAAGUGCUAUGGGCAUCUACCGCGCCAUCUCGAGAGCCAUUCCCGCCUAUAAAGACAGAAGGGGACAAGCCAUCUGUGUCUGGCGGUGAUAAAAAUAAUCACAAAACAUCUUCCCUACCGCCGAGUCAGUCAGUUGCUGGUAGAAGCAGUUCACCUCCUUUCGAGCCUGUAACUACUACUAGUACAAACAACAAGUCACCAGCGACAGCGAAGAAGCGGUCCCGUCUUAUCGCGUUUAGUUAUAAGAAAGGGCAACACCAGGGAGAAAAUGAACAAAGAAGACGGAAAUCCAGUUCUUCUAUUCCUUCUCUUGAAGUCGGAUCCGAGCAAAGACCGAGCAGCAGCAAUAACCAGAACUACGAGUCUCAUUUUCCAGAACAUGAAGAUGACAAUCACUUAGAGCAACAACUAGAAGAAGAAGAAGAAGAAGAGGAAGAGGAGGAUGACCAACCCAGAAACAACCCAACGCCCGUGAUGAUUGAUCUAACCUUGUCUAGCCCCCUGGUCUCUCCCGUCGACACAGGAAGUGACGAAGACUUUGCAAGGUCGCAGGGCCUCCCCAGGGGACCGGGCUGGGUGAGGAAGAAUGUUCCUUCUACGCAACGUCAGACACGUUCGUCGACUGGUGGAGGGAUCUUGUUGAGUUCGAGUCCGCCGCGGCCUCUGCAAAGGAGGAGAAGGGGGAGGCAGACUCGUUGA
Molecule: messenger RNA, 4515 nt
Organism: Talaromyces atroroseus
Lineage: Eukaryota; Fungi; Ascomycota; Eurotiomycetes; Eurotiales; Trichocomaceae
Exons: 3
Coding region: 1-4515 (1504 amino acids)
Source: RefSeq, a predicted model, not a curated record